AUGGACAUGGGAGACUUAAGACCUAUUGCCCUUUGUAACGUUCUUUAUAAGAUUAUUUCAAAGUUCAUUUCUAAUCGACUCAAAGCUGUUAUGCCUUCAAUUAUAUCGGAUACUCAAAGUGUGUUUCUCCAAGGUCGUUUAAUAUCGAAUAAUAUUAUGAUUUCUUAUGAGAUAAUGCAUUAUUUGAAGAGGAAGAGAAGAGGCUGGGAUGGUGUUAUGGCACUUAAGCUUGACAUAAGCAAGGCUGACGGUCGACUUGAAUGGGGAUAUCUUCGGGCUAUGCUUGAAAGAAUGGGCUUCGAUGGUAGAUGGAUUAAUUUGAUUAUGCAUUGUGUGGGCACUGUCUCGUACACGAUCUCUCAUGGGGGAAAGGAGUUGGGCCCUAUUGUUGCACAAAUGGGGUUGCGCCAGGGUGAUCAUUUAUCGCCAUAUUUGUUUAUUCUCUAUGUCGAGGGUUUCUCUAGUUUGUUGCGUAGUUACGAGCAUAGUGGAUUAAUUACACGGUGUAAAGUUGUUAGAAGCGCUUCUGCUAUUUCACAUACGGAUAUCAUUUGUGAGUUGUUAGAAAUUUAUGAGGCUGAUGAGAAUGGGUCGUAUUUGGGACUUCCAUAUUCGGUGGGAAAGAAUAAAAAUGUUAUCCUUGGUUUUCUUAAAGAUAAAAUAAAAAAGAAAAUCCAAGGAUGGGAAGGGAGGAUAUUGUCUCGUGCAGGGAAGGAGGUGUUGCUGAAAUCUGUUGCGCAAUCAAUUCCUAGCUAUGCAAUGAGUGUUUUUCUGUUACCUUUGGAUACUUGUAGGGAGUUGGAGCGUCUCAUGGCUAAGAUCUGGUGGCAAACGGACUCUGUUUUCGUAGAACGGGUGUUAGUUGGAUGA
Molecule: messenger RNA, 870 nt
Organism: Cannabis sativa
Lineage: Eukaryota; Viridiplantae; Streptophyta; Magnoliopsida; Rosales; Cannabaceae
Exons: 2
Coding region: 1-870 (289 amino acids)
Source: RefSeq, a predicted model, not a curated record